AUUGUAAUCGGCGAACUAAAUAAUUUCAAUAACGCUUCGCUAACAGGAAGUGCUCUCAACCUUGCGGUCACAGGUCGUGCACAAUGUACCCAAUCACAGUGCAAAGCUCUUCCUUCUCAGCGUCCUGUUUGGGCGCUGGACGACGAACGAAAUCGAAGCAUAAACGUACGUGACGUCAAGGACGAUCCCGACUUGAGUCAAGUCCAUGUGUACGUCUACAAGCUGAAAACGCUUUUGAACCCAGAAUCACUAAACCAAUGCGGCCAUCAUAGAGACACUUCACCGGGAUACAAAUUCCUGGCUGUGGAAACCUCACUUUACUACAGCUGAUGUCGACAUCCUCGGUUACUCCCCCAAAUUACCACGGUCAUCCCAAAUACCCACGCGGUCCAUGUUGAUCCGAAGUUGUGGGGUGACCCUGAAAACGUCAUGCCCGAGAGGUUCGUCGCGUCGACAAAAACAAGGCCGCGUGAGCAAACCAGAAUACCUCAUACCAUUUUCAGUCAUGUUUAUUUCCUAUCCUUACUACUUUCCGUCCUUAGUUUGGUCCCUCCUCUCCCCAAACCAGUUCUUUUGUGGUGUAUCCAUGUUCAGACCAUACCAGACCAGACAAUGCCAGACCACCCCACACCAGCCCCGGCCAAGCUUCCUCUCGAGUCCCCACCACCAACUCUAAACCAAAAGCGAGAGCCCACUGCAACAAAUUUUGUUCAAAACACAAGUUUGUAGAAUUACCUAUAAUCUUUUGAAAUGUUUCCAGUGGAUGUUUUGGAUAUGAAAAAGUAUGGUCGUAAAAUGAGUCUGCCAUUUGCAGUGGAUAAUCGGUGGUAUAUGCACUCAACUUAUUUCGUGUAUGAACUUCCAGCCCUCCUAUCUUGUAAUACAUGUACGUGUUCUGAUACAUGUACGAGUUCAUGAUAUUGUUAUACAGUGAAACCACACGGGAGGGUGCGACUCUAUUCCCUCUUUUGGUUCAAGCUGAAGCAUUGAAGUAGCGACUUCACAUGUAGAAGCCAUGGAAUAAGAAAAAUGUCAGAGUUGGAGCUUGAGUUUUAUUCUCUGUUUUUACCCUGAACAGAACGCAGAUGGUGUAUCGGCGAGCACUAGGCCCAGAAACAGUUUUCCCUGUUUUACAUUACACUAUUGCGGAAAUUCAGGUUCAAGCUCCCAGAUGGUGAACCGUAACCCAACUUGGAAUCAAAAUUUCUCUUAGGUGUACCCAGAAGACUACGUCAUCAUAGUAGAGUCAAGAGAAUAGAGCAUGAAAGUUGACCCCUGGUGGCGGGUAUCAGGAAUCCUUGGAUCGGAAAAAUAACGUGCAGCAAUUUUAUCAUGUGUAUUUUUGCCCGUCCGGUUGCUUCUUUAAAAAUCACCUCCAAAACAGACCUUCGAAAAAAAAUUGUUAGGAUAUUGAUUUAUAGAAACUAAAAAAUACUUGACCUGAAAGAGGAAUAACCUGCCAAAUUUGACCCUCCCGAAAAUCAAAAAUACUUGAAGACCACUGCAAUUCUGUGGUCUCUUACAAUUACACAUAUGAACACUUAUGAAAUUAUAUUAAAUGGUAGUCUUUCGCAAAAACCUAAAAUAAAAACGUUAAAAUAUUUUAGGUAUUUUACAAUUUGUAAGAAAAUAAACUUAAGGAUAAUCUAGUCUGCGUUAACGAAAGAUUACAAAGUUUAAUCUAACGGUUGCCGACAAGGACGGCGUCACGUUAACUUGACUGCAUCUAGGUCCGUAUAGGCAAAUCUUUGCAUCGUUGUACAAUCUUAUUUUUGGUGUAAAGCCAACAGAAUGAAUGGUCUUGUUAGAAGAUUGGUUGACAGUAGAGAUCUAAAGUGGUAAAAUUGUACUGUUCCUCAGUCAGACCAGUAAUGCAGCAUGCUGCCCUGGUCUGGUGCCCCGACUCUGUCUCAGGUGAGAACUCCCUAGAGAGAGCACAUUUGAAGGUUUUAAUACUCGAUGCUGCCUGGGCCUUCCACGUACGUAGACAUACAUGCUCUUUCACAACAGAGACAAGUGGUGCACUAGGCUGAGUCUGCCUUAUACAUGUACAAUGAUUCGAUUCGUUUCUCUUGAUAGGCCUAUGCUGUCACAUACUAAUACUUUUCACCAAUCAAUGUUUGUCCGAUUUUCUCGCAUUUGGGACUCUUUGAAUCUUGAGACUCGCAUAUGCAGUAGUACUUGUUCGGCCUAACCGCAUUUCUGAGCAAUUUAAGAAAACAAUAUUUGUAAUGGCUUAUUAUCUCACACCCUCAUCUUAUCCUUUUUACUCUCAUUUAUUUUUAUCUAUUCUUAUAAUAAUGCAAAUAUCUAUUUUAUUUGUUAUUUUGUGCUAAUAUUUAAUAAUACAUGUAGUGUAUUUUAUAUAGGCUUUGCACAUGUAUAAAUUGCAUACUUUAAUGUAACUACCCUAGUGCAUGUAUGUCAUUAUAUGUGUUUGCUUUUAUUAAUAGCCCAAGUCCUAGUGUUUAUAAUUAUGCUUGUUCACGCUCUUUUCUUUUAAAAUUCUUUUAAGUAAGUUAAUUUAUAUCACUGUCUUUGUCCUCCACUUUUUAUGUAGCCUAUCUCUAUCAUUUUAGGAGAGCUACUAGACUAGUGAUUUGGUUCGCUUUUUGGUAAUCUCUCUGGGGUGUCGUCAGUUUAUUAUACAUAUACAUAUAUUAUAUCAAUAUUUAUUAUUACUCUUAUUAUUAUACAUAUAUUAUAUAGGUCAUAUUUUUGUUCUUCAUUAAUUUGUGUUGAGCAGGCCUACACGUAAUGAUUGUAAGGCGCUUGCUAUGACACGCAAUUUGACCUACGCCUUCAGAAGGGAACGGACUGCUCGGAAUACGGUGCUACCGAGGUUGUGGGGCACUCCCUUUCUCUUCACCGAAAUCGCAAGUUUUGGUUGUACGUGUGUACUUGAUCAGGUAUGUUUUGCCGAAGAUAAGGAGUCCUGAUGCGAACAUGAUAAGUUUUUGGCUCGCCAGUUUGUGCCACAGUAGAGUGACAGUUAGUUAAUCACAUAGCCGUGGUAGACUAAAAAAACGUAAUGACGUCACAUUUUGCUAACAGGUGCACUUUCCUGCGGGGACUCGAUGGAUUGCGUCUGGCCCACCUCACUGCCUUAGGAUAGAGUACAUGUAAACAAGGGUGACGUCAUGUGUUCCUUCCUCCAUGAUUAAUGGUGUUAGUUUUACAUGAACAUGUACUGCAGUUCAUGUUCCAAUGUGCCACAUUUGCCCUAGUCUACUCGCGGCAUCGUUACACUGGAAAUUUCAUGUUAAUAAUUGGUAUUAAAAAUGUAAGCGAUUGCACUGGCUGGCGUGCAUUCGGUUGGAUUCCUAUGAAUGGUUUGCGUACCAUUUUGUAUGGGAUACGUGAUACGUGAACAGAGAAAACUGAUCUUCAAAAUAAGCUUUCCGUGUGACCUGUUUUUGUUUACAAUUACACUGAACGUUUUCGGCAUUGUUUAAACUGACACUUCAAAGUUGGUUGUGGCAACGGUUAUAGGUCGUUAAGCGUUACACAGAAAUCAUACAACGCCAGGUUGUAGUGCUAUGACUUAGUAGCUCACAUUGUAAUUGGCACCCUGUAAUAACAUUAUUUUCAAAUAUGAAAACUGGAUCAACGAUAACAUUCAUGGUAAAAGUGAGUAUGGAACAAACGCUUUGUGAGUAACGGAGUUGAUGUGCCUAGCAGUAUGAUUAUUAUAUUUGUGUCCUCUUGCGACUAGCACAACACUCUCGUUUCAAUUGAUAAGUAUGUUAUCCUUGGACAAACACUGAGGAAAUAAAAAAAAAUGCACUCUCGUCAAAUGCUAAGAACAAGACGCCAUUUUUUUUAUAUCCGUAUGACAGCACGGACGGCUGUUAGGCCGGCAGCGCGGAGGGCACAAUAGUCUAUUCAUUUCACUGAGAAUAGCAAUUCACUUGAAGUCUUUUCACGCAUCUGGUCUACACAAUGGGCUGGAUUUAGCCCAUUCAUCAGCGCUUAUUCCACGCUACAUGUAGCGGCAAUUGCCAAGCUUCGUCAUCAGUCUACAACAAAAACUGAAUUGCUGCCACUGUCUACAACGAAACUGGCUGGCGAGUGAGAGCUCGCAUUGUGUACCCGUAAACCAAGAAAUUAUGACUCGCUCAUAAUUAUUGUGCUCGUAGUGCAUUUCCUGGGUGAGGGAAUAAGGGUCUACUCCUUGGAUUGUUGUUCUGCAUGCAUUCCCUUCUUCCUGUUGUCUUCUUGGCCCACCACGGCUGAGGAAUAUUCACCACGUUCCCGUCUUUAUGCGUCGUCUUGGACUUCAGAUCGUUACGUGAACAAGUACACACAGAUGAUGUAUUCAAAGUGGGUCUUUGUGCUCCACGCACGAAUUGAGGAGUAUAGCUAAAUGCGCUAAGGGUUAACUGGUGGGGCCGCGCGUCGUCGUUGACAAAGACGCUUGCAGAUGUCAGAAACAUCGGCAAGAUAGAACUUCGAUGAAACUGGAUGCCAUGGAGAUCACGAAUAGGGAAGGACGAACAGAUAUAUUUGGUAUCAAUCCUCCUCGGAUGCCCCUUGGCUACAUUGUGGAGACUUACCCAGCUCCUCAGCCCGUCGGAUUCCCCACUGCCAUGCCGGGUCCCGUCCUGGAGAACAACACUUUCAUCCCGGGAGAAAACCUCCCGAGUACCGUUGGAGUCAAGCGGCCAGCGCUGGAGGGAAUUUCGCCGAUUGAUUUAAGCACUCCGGCGGCCAGCACGGCUCAUUCUCUUGACGGUGACAGCCCGUCGCACGACCGAGAUCAUCACUCCAAUCCCGUCGACUCUGCGGAGGCUGGCCAACUGCAGGACAGUGUCAUAAUGCAGUGCGAAGAAAUCCCUGACGACGAGAAUGAAUCGGUCCUGGACAACACCAGCCCGUUUCAAGAGAGCGUGGAGGUCCUGUCGGACUCCUCCUUCGAAUCGGAAGGCGUGUCUGCAUCGGAAAGCUACCGCGAUGAAGAGAAGACAGCAGGGGAAGGCGCCGCCGUGGCUGCCCAGGAUGAGACGUUGGUGCCUUACAGCGAGGUCUUCACCCAACGGUCUAUCGCCUACGUCAUCGGCGGGUACGCCUACACCAAGAACCGGCAGCAACUCGGCAAGACGUACCUCCGGUGCCGCCAGCGAGGAUGCAGCGCCCGCGCAAUGAUCAUGAACAACGUCCAACAGGCCACAGUCUUCAACAACAUCCACAAUCACCCUCCUCCGGACAUCUCCAAGAAGGCGAGGAGGAGGGUGUACUCCGUACCGCCUCCUUAUGACACACUGAGCGACGGCAGAGGGAGGGCAGGCAGUGUAUCUUCGCCUCAAUUGCUACCAGUGGAGAGAGAGCUUCCCAGCGGUAUCGUGUGGCAAUCUCCACUUGGGGCAGUGGUGCCUUCUGGACUUCAAUAUCAGAGAUCCAUGGAUGAUGGUGUGUCAACCGUACCAAGAAUAGUGUACGUCCAUUCUCUGCAGUCAAGUAAGAUGGCAUCGACAGCAAAGGCAAGAUUGCCAGAAUUUCUGGAGAAGAUGGAGAGGGAGUUGGACAGGGUGAUGGAGUUUUGGUUGAAGCAUUCCCAUGACAAUUUAAAUGGUGGCUUUUUCGUGUGCCUCGGUCGAGAUGGUAGACGGUACGACGACCUGAAAUACUGCUGGCUGCAGGGGAGGCAGGUCUGGAUGUAUAGUAAGUUGUAUAACACUGUUGCCAAAUAUCACACUCCAGAAGUGCUCGAAGCAGCAAAGAAAGGAGGUCUGUUUUUGAUGAAUUACGUGAAGAAUCCGGCGACCGGGAAAUGCUACUUUGCCGUGACCAAAGACGGCAAAGCUGUCAAGAUACAGCGGACAAUAUUCAGCGAGUGCUUCUACAUGCUGGCCAUGUCGGAACUGGCAAGGGCAACAAAGGACGAUAUGUAUAAGCAAGAGGCGAUCAAAAUGCUGGACCAGCUCCAGCACUGGGUCUGUGUUGACGACACGGGCUUAGGGCGCCCUCAACUGCUCGGCGCACCACGGGUAAACUCGCUGUCCAGGGGCAUGAUUUUCCUCAAUCUACUGGACGAGUUGACGGCCGGUGAUCCAGCGCUCCAAGAGAAGUAUGCCUCACUGGAAAAAUGGAGCAUCGAACAGUCACUCCAACACAUGCAGAGAGACGGGACGGUGAUUCUAGAAACUGUCAGCACUGAUGGCAAAGAACUGCCGGGCUCGGCAGGCAGGCUGAUGAACCCAGGUCACGCCAUCGAGACGGGCUGGUUCCUCCUCCAGUGCAGCAUGAAGCACGACCUGCCCGAGCUGAGGAGGCUGGCCGCCGACAACUUCAUCGCCAAGCCCUUCCAGACGGGCUGGGACCUGGAGCACGGUGGCCUCUACUCCUUCCUGGAUGCGGACGGGCUGUCGCCCACCCAGCUGGAGUGGAACAUGAAGUUGUGGUGGCCCCACUGCGAGGCCCUCAUCGCCUCCCUGAUGGCCUACCAGCAGACCAAGGAAGAGCGGUUCCUAGAAAUGUUUGAGAAAGUCUUUGACUACACCUUCUCCCGGUUCGUUGAUGUGGAGCAUGGAGAGUGGUUUGGGUAUCUCAAUCAAGAAGGGAAGGUUACGCACGACUUUAAAGGUGGACCCUUCAAAGGUUGCUUCCAUGUUCCCCGCUGCCUUUUCAUGUGCACCCAAAUGCUGCGCAAGCUGCUCAAGGGAGAAUGAUGACGAAGCCGCAGUCGUGGGAGGAACUGGCCAGUGUUGUGGUGGCAAAAUUUCACAAAUUUAGAAGUGUCUAGAUCAUGAUUGAUUGACGAAGAGCAUGUGAAGAAUCUGGAAUCUGACCACAAAAACUCUGAUCAAAGAAGACUGUGAAAGCUGAUGAACUUUGUUUUAUCAGGUGACACUGCAAUAUUAUAUUUACCGGUCAUAAACCCUAUUACUAAAGUGGAACUUGCCAGUGUUUUAUGGCCAUCCAGUAUUCUUUGACUUGUCUCUUGGGCCAACUAUUUGCCUUACUCCGUUGGCAAUUUUAUAUCUACGUAUAUCUUUUUAGUGCUGGUAUUGCACAGUAUGGCUACUUUUUUGUCAGUUUUUAACUUUUGUAUUUCAAGGGUGUUCAUUGAUUUGACGGUGAUGUCUGACCACUUUGAAAUUUUACCUUUGAAAUUAGUUCAUCUUUAUUAGUGUAGUAUGGUUUGGUUUUCAUUGCUGAGAACACAAUUUCGCCUACAGAACCUGAACCAGUGGCUGUUAUAAGGACUAGGCGGUCAAAGAUAUGGCAUGGCGAAAAGCACUUUGUUCUCAAGUAAUGCAAGAACUUGCAUUUCCCGAAAGCAUGUGCUUGGUUAGGCUGUCAAAAUGAGAAGUUGGCACUGUUGGCUCUCUGCGUGAAACCAGCAAAGGUCCUUUCUGCAGGAAACGGUGCAGUGUUCGCUUCACCCUGAAGCCGGGCUUAUAUCGUAGGUAAAUGAUGCAGUCAGAUCAUCAGAGAUGCUUUGCUCAGGAAUUGUCGUUCACAAGCUCUCGUUUCUGCAUGAUUUUCACUUGGUUCUCAUUGUUAAAAAGAGCCCGCCUGUGAACAUGGACUACACUCCAAAUUGGACUGCGUUUUGUUUAAGGUCAUUGUGAUUCUUGGGAAUGAAUGAUUCCAGUUAAUUGGCCUAAAUAUUCCACCUGAUUUCAGGAUAUGUCAUUACAGAAAUGAAAUAGUUUUUCAGCCAGUACUUUUUGUAAAUAAGAAGUCUAUAACGUGAAAUGCUGAUCAAACACUGAUGCCUUCCAUGGAAGACCAAAAUGUACACGUCGUGUCAUGAAAAGAUGUGUGUUUUGCACCUUUUCAGCUUGGCAACUUUCCAAAUGUCUGCCUUGAUGACCCUAUCGAAAUCACGACAGUAUGCCAUAAUGUCAAGUUGAGGGUGGCGUAAUGACACCUUCUUGAAUGGAGAGAACUGCAUUGCCCUUUUUUCCUUGUGGAACAUGGAAUGCAUGGCAGUUGCUCUCAAAAUUGGCAAAAAAGGUAUGUAUGGUUUGUCUUUCCCACCCACAUUUCACGACAAAUUGCUCCAUAAUUGAUGGUAUGGCUUCUAUACCUGAAACAUGAAAGCAGUUAUGGUCUCCAUGGCCAUUGUUUAAACUGUAGGCUUAUACCAACAUGAUUGUGGAUAACCGAAAGGCUGCUCAUGUUUUUCUUCAAUACAUUGUGGUAACGGAUCAUUUUGAUAAUUUGUGGUAUUUUCCAACUGGUAUCACUGUGGUCAGAUUAAUUUUUUAGGCCACAGUAUUUGUGGAUAUGGUUCCCAUCAGAUCAUUUGAUGGAAUAAACUUGAUAAAUGAGAAAGAGGUUUUGGUAUAAAUGCCCAAGUAAUGAGUUGAGCGCCCGGUUGUAAGUAACCCAAUAAACUUCAAGGAGAAAAAUA
Molecule: messenger RNA, 8362 nt
Organism: Acanthaster planci (crown-of-thorns starfish)
Lineage: Eukaryota; Metazoa; Echinodermata; Asteroidea; Valvatida; Acanthasteridae
Gene: renbp
Product: renin binding protein
Biological process (GO): carbohydrate metabolic process
Molecular function (GO): isomerase activity
Source: RefSeq, a predicted model, not a curated record